This is a messenger RNA of Gaeumannomyces tritici R3-111a-1, 3769 nucleotides long. RefSeq lists its product as hypothetical. NCBI's taxonomy places the organism in Eukaryota, Fungi, Ascomycota, Sordariomycetes, Magnaporthales, Magnaporthaceae. The transcript has 2 exons. The record is from RefSeq and is a predicted model, not a curated record. The coding region runs from base 1628 to 3172 and encodes 514 amino acids.
GCUGGACGGGACUCGAGAGCUGAGGCAAUAAAGCGGGGUGCCCAGGCUGGUGGGGCCUUAUAGUUGCACUGGGACAAGCCCCAGAAACCCAUCAACGCACGGCAGCGGAUAAAGAAGGGCUCUCACCACGCGGCACCCGAAGAUGCUCUUUAUUCCCUGUCCGUACCCCACUCCCUCUUGCCAGCCCUCAUUCCGCUGGCUUCCCCGUCUGUUUUCGUCCCUUUGAUAGCGGUUCCUUCGUGCUGUUUCUUUAUUUAUUUUCCAUUCCUACAAAGGGUUUCGCCCUCCGCGUUUCCAAGCAGCCCGCGUCUAGCACCUCUCGACGACUCCUGCUUCGCAUUCACUGCCGUCGUUUUGCCGGCCCCAUCUUAUUCUUACCUGGUUCCCUAUAUGAAACCCAAGGCCCUAGAAACUCGAUUUCUCAGCGUCGAAACGUUUGGCACACCUCGACAGUCUGCUAUUUUUAUCUGAGAGUAGCGUGCCAUCACAGUCUGGGGCACCCCAUGGCUUGCCGUCAGUCGCGUGCUUGCGUGGCCCGGCUGGACUUCCACCACUGAGCAGGAUUGCGAAACUCUUGGCCUGGCUCGAUUUUCGCCCCUCGAGGGGCGGUCCCAUGGCAAAGCCGGGGCACGGGCUGGCGUGUCUGACCUGGGUUCGCAGAGGCCGAUGGGGCCAAUCGCCGCUCGAUCAACCCCUGGCUCCUCUCAGCCGUCAAUUCGCCUCGACCUGCCUGCAUGCAUGUUUCGAGCUAGGGACUCUCCAGGCACAAAUCGGCAGAUGCGACGGGAAACCCAACCCGUCCACCCAACUGAAAGAAGCAAGUAAAGUGGGGUAAAUGUCUCUGGUCUGAUUGGCUGCUCCCGGCAUUUGUGGCCAAUGAUUGGCUACAUUUUUUAAAGUGUGCUGUUUUUUGUUUUCAGUUGGUGCCGUCCUGAAAAAAAGGGGCCGCCAACCGAUGUGACUAGGCGGAGGAGACACCGACGGCCCAAUGCUUAUUUCGUUCUCGCCUGCUUGCUUUUUUCCUUCCCUGGACUGUUCUUCCGCAUUAUCGGACACCACCAUUGCCCCGGCUCGGACAAGGUCCCAAAUGUCCAAAUGUCAAAUCCAAUAGUCCGGCGACGGGGACUCUCGGCUACAUGGCCUUUCGGAAAUCAGCCCUGCGGGGGAAUUUAGUUCGAGCCCAGCUUUUGCCUCUCCACGCCGUCGCGGGUUUCAAAACACUUCUCUCGCGUGCCCCUUCGCACCCUUGGCUUAGCUUGCCUGGCGCUAUAGUAUGCCGUCUCGACUUGCUCUUCUGGAAUACAAGCCCUUGCAAACUCUGAUCUGAACGCUGAUCCAUCCCGUCUUGUCUUUCCACGACGUCCGUCCCCUGCCCCUCUCUAGCGAUCGUCCGCCCGCCCACUCUGGCUCUGGGCAUCCAGCCACGAACACUAUUAAAGGCCCGGCGGCCACAUUGACCUUCCAGAUUGUGCCGCGACGCUGCGCCGGGAGACUGCCUUUCCCAGGCGCAUCCCCAGACACAGUAUCCCCAAGCCAGGUGCAUGGGAAAACCAUGGAUAUACCCCCUCGAGUCUAGUAACUCGGCCACUUGCCUCAACCGUCGGUCUGCCGCGGGUAUCAGCCGGCCAUGGCCCUGACCAUCAAGCAUCUCAAUGGUGAUGCUUCGUUUCUCCUCUCCUUCGAGCCUAUCCUCGCGCCGGGGCCGCGCGACCCCGCCAUCAUCGAUGCGUCGCCCUUCCGCAUCCUCAUAGAUCCGUGGAUCACCGGGCCCUCGACCGUGUUCCACUCUAAGAUCUCCAUAUCGAGGCACAAGAAUCCGGCCUGCGUUGCGUCCCUCCAGGAGCUUCCCGAGCCGGACCUCGUCGUCAUAUCGCAGCACAAGACGGACCAUUGUAACGAGGCAACCCUCCGCCAGCUGCCCGCAACCGGCACCAAGACCCUGAUCCUAGCCGAGCCGGCCGCGGCCCGCGUCAUCAAGUCCUGGAAGUACUUUGACCGCGAGAAGAUCCGGACCAUACCCAAAUGGGGAGACUCGAGCUUUUCGGCCAGGCAGUCCGUCGUCAGGAUACCCGUGCCGCCCUUGCUGGCCGGCGGUGAACCGGGCGAGGUGACGGUAGCUUUCAUCCCCCAACGCCGCGACAUAUCCGGGCUCCACAGCGCCGUUGGCAUCACGUACCGCCCUCCGGCCUCGUCUCUGUCCUCGUUGCCUCCUCAGCCGUCGGGCGCGUCCUUCAAGAGGAGCCUCCUCUUCCCUCGCUCCGCCAGCCCUGCUCCGACCGUCUCUUCAAUCCUUACGCCGCCCGAGACCCCGAGGUCGACCCGGUCCUACAUGAUCUCGCAGCCGCGCCAGCAGUCCGGCGCGGGCCGGGAUCCGCGCCACCCGGCCCUGCCACCGACGCCGACGUCGCCGGGCCUCUCGUUGCGGUCGCUGCGGUCUUCGCGCUCGGCGUCCUCGCUCCGCCUCUCGCGGCAGCUGUCCCUGCUCUCGACGGGCUCGGCGCCCCCGCGGUCCCUGUCGCUCCUGUACUCACCGCACGGCAUCUCGACGGCCUCGCUCUCGUCGUACGUCACGGGCCACCUCGCGCCCGAGGGCGCGCUCCCGCUGACGGCGCUGCUGCACUGCUUCGACGCCGUCAGCAACCCCUGGUGGCUCGGCGGCAACAUCUUGCUGGGCGCGCCCGCCGGCCUCGAGACGGCCACGGCCCUGCGCGCCCGUGCCUGGGUCUCGGCCCACGACGGCGAGAAGGAGCUGCGCGGCAUCGCGACGGCCCUACUCAAGACGAAGCGCUACCGCCGCGAGAACAUUGUCGAGGCCGCCGCCGACGAUGAUAGCGGCGGUGGUGGAGAUGCGCUUGCGCAUGCCGACGCGGAUGGGGGCGCUGGCGGCAGCGACGCGGCCAGCAGCCGGCUCUCCGUCGCGGGCAGCGAUGUCAGCACGAGGGCGAGGCCCACCGAGGUGCUGGCGCUCGGCAUCGGCGAGCAGGUCGUCAUCAGCAACGACGGCGUUUGGAACGCCGAGGCCGCGCCGCCGCCGCAGCCGCCGCUCCUGGAGGAGCCGGCUGAACCGACGUCGUGCUGCACCCCCGGCCUUGGCUGCCUGACAUUGAAUCCCGAGGCGGCACCCGUCGUCGGUGUUGGCGAUGCAGGCUUGGACGGGUUGGGCACCCGUUGAGCAUGACGGAGCGAGCUGUGGCACACUUAUGGAGCAUUGAGAUUCUACGGUACCCCUUCUUCUGUUUUAUCUUUUUCACCAUACAUCUUUGUAUUCUCCCACUUUUCUUUCGGCACGCUUCGUUCUCUUCUUCCUCUCCUUUGCCACUUUUAGGUUAGACAUUCUUCCUCUUCUUGCUUUUCCUUUGGCGUUCAGGAUUCCCCCCGCAACCAGGGGCUUUUAUGUAUAGCGAACAGUGUGUGACUCCCGGAUUUCGGGUCUAGAUGAUACCACUUGAGAAUUCGAACAAGACCCUCUGCACAGGGCAUGAAAGGUUGGAUCCUACAAGCAUGUUUUUUUUUACUCUCGCGGGGCGCGAAACAUGCGAAAGCGCCAGACCUUUCUUCAUGCUUGAAAUUCACCAGCAAUGUUACCCUCUGUAGAAAGGAUGGUGUCGAAUAAGCGCAGGGGACGGGGUAUCCCUUCAGUCUUUAACCUUCCUCUCUGCCUCUCUUCCUCCCGAUGUGUUAGACGUCUAGGUAGCGAAAGGCUCAAUGUAUCUUGCGUGGCCGAGAUCUUUUGCCGACGAAGCAAAGAAACCGCUAAUGCCAGCCGGGG